Messenger RNA from Drosophila navojoa, 2405 nucleotides. It is a transcript of the gene Snmp2, whose product is annotated as Sensory neuron membrane protein 2. Gene Ontology annotation, cellular component: membrane; cytoplasm. Lineage: Eukaryota; Metazoa; Arthropoda; Insecta; Diptera; Drosophilidae. The record is from RefSeq and is a predicted model, not a curated record. Gene Ontology annotation, molecular function: scavenger receptor activity.
ACUAAACCAAAUUGAAGAAAAAACAAAAAAAAGAAGAAAAAACUAACCCAACGAACGCAUCGUAGAGCAUUCAACAACUUGUUUAUUUCAAAAUAUAAGUGUAUAUAUAACAAAAGGCGAAAACCUGAAAGCGCGUAUAUCUUAUAAAUAGUGCGCUUUGUUUCGGCACCAGACGCUGGCGACCAUCGGCAACCACACCAACACCAGCAACAGCAACAACACCCAGCAAUAACAACAACAACAACAAGUGGCAGCCGUCUUGACGUAGGUCAGGCAACUGCGAGAGCCAACAUCAAUAAAUAAAUCUCAAACUAUGCGCUGAUUGAGCUGCCGGCACAAAGUCGUAACGAACAGCUGUCCGUCUCUCAGUCAGUCCACCUCGACUCCCCUAAAUCAGCCCAUGCUGUGCCGGCUGCCCUACGCGGUGUUCCAUAGCAGCUCCGUCGAUUGUUGAAAGUGCACAAAAUGCUACACUGGUCAUUGAUUGUCAGCGCCCUGGGCGCCAUUGUCGCUGUGCUGUGCGCCUACUGCGGCUGGUCACUGUUCCCCACCAUGAUACACAAGAAGGUCGAACAGAGCGUGAUCAUAGCCGAUGGCUCGGAACAGUUUAAUCGCUUUAUAAAGCUACCACAGCCGUUGAACUUUAAGGUCUACAUAUUUAAUGUCACGAAUCCCGAUAUGAUACAGCAAGGUGCCAUACCAAUUGUCGAGGAGAUUGGACCGUAUGUCUACAAACAAUAUCGUCAGAAGAAGGUCAAGCACUUCUCGCGAGAUGGCUCCAAGAUUACCUACGUGCAGAAGGUGCACUUCGAUUUCGAUGAGGAUGCAUCGGCGCCCUACACACAGAGCGAUCGCAUUGUGGCGCUCAAUAUGCACAUGAAUGCCUUUUUGCAAGUAUUCGAAAGAGAAAUCACAGAUAUCUUACAGGGUUUUGCAAAUAGAUUGAACUCGCGAUUGAAUCGCACGCCCGGCGUACGAGUCUUAAAGCGUCUGAUGGAUCGUAUUCGCGGGAAACCGCCCUUUAGCUGGGUUAACGGCAUCUUAGUCAGCCUUAUUGAAGAUGUCAAAUCGGUGCUGCAGAUCGGCGAGAAUGACCCGGGUCUGGCGCUGCUGCUGGUGCACCUGAAUGCCAACCUGAAGGCUGUCUUCAAUGACCCGCGCUCCAUGUUCGUCCACACCUCGGUGCGCGAGUACCUGUUCGAUGGGGUGCGCUUCUGCAUCAAUCCCCAGGGCAUUGCCAAGGCCAUUUGCAAUCAGAUCAAGGAGAGCGGCUCCAAGACGAUACGUGAGCAGAGCGACGGCAGUCUGGCCUUCUCCUUUUUCGGACAUAAAAACGGCUCUGGCCACGAGGUCUACGAGGUGCACACGGGCAAGGGCGACGCCACGAAGGUGCUGGAGAUCCAGAAGCUGGACGACUCGCACAACCUGCACGUCUGGCUCAACAGCAGCAACGAGGGCGAAACCUCGGCUUGCAAUCAGAUCAAUGGCACCGACGCCUCCUCCUAUCCGCCAUUCCGGCAGCGCGGCGACUCCAUGUACAUCUUCAGCGCGGACAUCUGUCGCUCCGUGCAGCUGUUCUAUCAGUCGGACAUACAGUACCAGGGCAUACCGGGCUUCCGGUACUCCAUAGGCGAGAACUUCAUCAACGACAUCGGACCCGAGCACGACAACGAGUGCUUCUGCGUGGACAAGCUGGCGAACGUGAUCAAGCGCAAGAAUGGCUGCCUCUAUGCGGGUGCACUGGAUCUGACCACCUGCCUAGAUGCGCCCGUCAUACUGACGCUGCCUCACAUGCUGGGCGCUUCGAAUGAGUAUAGGAAAAUGAUUCGCGGCCUCAAUCCCGACGCCAAGAAGCAUCAGACCUUUGUGGACGUGCAAACGCUGACGGGCACGCCUCUGCAGGGCGGCAAGCGAGUGCAGUUCAAUAUGUUUCUGAAGAGCAUUAAUCGCAUUACCAUCACGGAGAACCUGACGACUGUGCUUAUGCCGGCCAUUUGGGUAGAGGAGGGUAUUCAACUGAAUGGCGAAAUGGUGCAGUUCUUCAAGAAGAAGCUCAUCAAUACGCUGAAAACUCUGGACAUUGUGCACUGGGCGGGCCUGUGUGGCGGCGUGGGCGUGGCAGCCUUUGGCCUCAUCUACUACAUCUACCAGCGCGGCAGACCAGUCAAGGAGCUCGUCAAGUAGGCAGAGGCCGAGCCAGAGCCAGAGCCAGAGCUAGAGGCUGCGAGCAUCUAAAUGUUAUAAACUUAUUACAGCUCAUAAAGAGAAACUACUACUACUAUUAUUAUUAUUGUUAUUACUAUUGUAACACUCGACUAGAAUUGCUCACGAAUUUUUGUAUAUAAUUUAUUGUUUAAAUGUGAUUUUAUUAUAUUGUGAUGUAGCGCGUACUAAAAACUAUGUUU